This is a messenger RNA of Ilex paraguariensis (yerba mate), 1122 nucleotides long. The record is from the annotation of a GenBank genome assembly. NCBI's taxonomy places the organism in Eukaryota, Viridiplantae, Streptophyta, Magnoliopsida, Aquifoliales, Aquifoliaceae.
AUGAGAUCUAGGCUCGAAUUCGAGCAAUUGGUGGAAUCGAUGGAGCAACAGCAAUCCUCUGCCGCUGCUACUAAUCAAAAUCAGUUCAAAGACAUUGUGUUAGCCAUAGAAGAAAAUAAUGAGAUUUUAAGGAGUAAUCUAUGCGGUGAAGAUGGAAUUGUGUAUGCCAUAUGUGAGCUCCAAAAUGAGUGUGAUUCUCGGGGUUCCUUAAUUUUAAAGAAAUACAUGGAAUAUCGGAAAUUGGCUAAGUUGACAUCCGAAAUUAAUACUUACAAGAGUAACUUACUUUCUGUUGGAGUCCAAGGACCUGACCCAAGGGAGAUCGAAUUGUAUUUGGAAGAGAUUUUGCAAUUGACACAGUUGGGUGAGGACUACACUGAUUAUAUGGUGUCCAAGAUAAGAGGUUUGAGUUCAGUUGAUCCGGAAUUGCUUCCCCGAGCAACCAGGGCUUUUAGGAGCGGAAAUUUCAGUAAAGUUGUUCAGGAAAUUACGGGUUAUUAUGUGAUUUUGGAGGGGUUCUUCAUGGUGGAAAAUGUGAGGAAGGCUAUUAGCAUUGAUGAGCAUGUACUUGACAGCCUCACAACGUCCAUGGUGGACGACGUGUUCUAUGUUCUGCAGAGUUGCUGCAGGAGGUCGAUAUCCACGUCUAAUAUUAACUCAGUGAUUGAGGUACUGAGCAGUGCUGUGAGUUUGUUGGGUGGCGAGUAUAAUGAAGCGUUGCAGCAGAAAAUGAGGGAGCCUAACCUUGGAGCGAAGCUGUUCAUGGGUGGUGCUGGCGUGCAAAAGACUGGGACAGAAAUUGCAACAGCUUUAAAUAACAUGGAUGUCAGUUGCGAUUAUGCACUGAAACUACGGCAUGAGAUUGAAGAUCAAUGUUCAGAGGAGAGGGAAAAUAGGGCAUGGGUUGAGGUUCUCAAACCCAAAGAUGCUAAGACUUUUAAGGGUCAUGAAGUUCUAUUAAAAGAAGAAGAAAGAUGGAGAUGUGUUCUGGUAUGUGUUAGGGACUAUAUAUGUGUCUUGGAAGAUAAUACAAACUUCUUUGUUAAGGUUCUGAAAAUGAUUAUAAGGUUACGAGCUUUUCAAGCGGAUAAAGCUAUCUUCUUUUGUGAAGAUAGCUUGUAG